GUGAGAAGGAGGGAUUUUUGAGAUAAAGAGAUGGCGAAUCAGGUGGUGAAAGUGAAGAGAGAGACGAUUGCAGCAUGCAUGACAUGUCCUCUCUGCAAUAAGUUACUGAGAGAUGCUACCACCAUAUCUGAAUGUCUUCAUACGUUCUGCAGAAAGUGCAUAUGUCAGAAGAUAUCAGACGAGGGAGUAGAUUACUGUCCCAUAUGCAAGAUUGAUCUUGGGCGUGUUCCAUCGGAAAAACUAAGGCCAGACCACAAUUUGCAAGAUGUAAGGGCCAAGAUUUUCCCAUUCAAAAGAAGAAAGGUGGAGGCAUCUGAAGUCACACCCACAGCUAUAUUACCAGUUAGAAGGAAGGAAAGAUCACUUUCAUCAUUGGUGGUCAGCACUCCCAAAGUAUCAACACAGACUACUACUACAGGAAGAAGAACAAAACCUGUUCCAAGAAAGGCUACUGCUUUACGAGGUUCCAGUUUUCCUAUUGAGAAACGCAUUAAAAAAGAGGAAGAUGCCAUGGAAGGCUGUCUAGAGAACUCAAGUUCUCCUGAAACCAUAAAUAAGUUCAAUCAGAAUCUAAGGCAGAAUUCUUCCUCUGCCGAGGCCAACCAACCUGCUCCCAAUAAUGAAACAGAUAAUGGUGCUGAAUCAUGGGAUGGGAAAUCAGAUCUCUGGCAACCAUUGAAUUGUUUGGUGGAAGUUGCAAAUAGGACCAAGUCUUUCAAACCUAAUUCACAAGUUUCUGAUACUAAAUUCGAAUCUACUCAUUAUCCUGACAAUGAAACUCAUGUGUGUAAAACCAAAUUUAAGGAAAACAAAGACAAAACAAAAGUAGAUGAUGAAAAGAAUAACACUGAUACUGUGCGUUCAGAGUCAACAGGACCCAAAAGAUUGCGCAGGAUUCGCCGAAAAAAAGCUUCUAAUUUUGGAUAUCUGGGAAUAUCAUCCCAAGCUGUGCUGGAUGCUACCACUGCAAAGCAUGAGAGAAGAGCUGGUCCAGUUUGGUUUUCACUAGUAGCUUCUGAGGACCAGGAGGGAGAUGCACCCUUGCCACAAAUUCCAGCAAAUUACUUGAGGAUAAAGGAUGGAAAUUUACCUGUUUCUCUUAUCCAGAAGUACCUGAUGAAGAAAUUUGACCUUGUUAGUGAAGCUGAGGUUGAGAUCAAAUGUAUGGGACAACCAGUUGUCCCCACAUUACUGCUGUACAAUUUAGUUGAUCUCUGGAUACAGACAGCAUCAACGUCAGAACGAGUAUCAGCAUCCAUCGGUUCCUCUGCAAAGGAUUUUGUGAUGGUGCUAGCCUAUGCUCGCAAGGUCCCAGACCCAGAAUAAUGCUUGUUUUCCAUAUUUCUACCCUUCAUAUCCUCGCUAAUGAUGUGCUUUGAGCCUCAUUGAUGAUGAAACGGUGGAUUUACCUGGAUAGUAUAUUAUAAACAAGCAUUCCAUAGUUCCUCUACAGCAUUUGCAGCAAGCACUUUGCAGACUAUACUCCGCUGCAGGAUUGCAGCAGAUAGAAAGGGGAGGGAUGCUUGCAAUCAUCUUUGGAUGAACCGUGCAAGUGCUUGGAGACAAUAUUAUGCGAAAUACUUGAGUUUGUAACUAACAUGGUUUUCUCGGCUGCUAUAUAACCUUACACGCGACUUAGAUGCCAAGAAGCGUAGCUUUUACGGCAAGUAUUGAGAAACUACGUUAGAUGUACUCUUCCCAUGAAAUUUCUUGCAUGAUCCAGCUUGAAUUUUGGUC
Hevea brasiliensis (rubber tree) is the source of this 1737-nucleotide messenger RNA. RefSeq names its product E3 ubiquitin protein ligase DRIP2. The record is from RefSeq and is a predicted model, not a curated record. The transcript has 7 exons. Gene Ontology annotation, molecular function: ubiquitin-protein transferase activity. NCBI's taxonomy places the organism in Eukaryota, Viridiplantae, Streptophyta, Magnoliopsida, Malpighiales, Euphorbiaceae. The coding region runs from base 31 to 1326 and encodes 431 amino acids.